Paramisgurnus dabryanus is the source of this 2524-nucleotide messenger RNA. It is a transcript of the gene haus3, whose product is annotated as HAUS augmin-like complex, subunit 3. Gene Ontology annotation, biological process: microtubule organizing center organization; spindle assembly. Gene Ontology annotation, cellular component: microtubule organizing center; mitotic spindle; HAUS complex. The record is from RefSeq and is a predicted model, not a curated record. Lineage: Eukaryota; Metazoa; Chordata; Actinopteri; Cypriniformes; Cobitidae.
UAAAAUGGUUGGAUGAAUAAAUUUUUCAAUCACGUUCAGAAGUAAAAAACGCAUGGAUUUUAUUUGUUUUCGGUACACAGUGUUUACACAAAUAAACGUUAUAUUGUGAUGCGCAUCCACAUCUGCAAAAAAUAAAAUGUUUUAAAAGCACGGUUAGGAAGCCACGCCUCGCUAUGUGACGUAGUCAAGCGCGGGCAUUUCGGAAGUGGGAAGCGAAUCUGACUGAAGGAGCGAAACGUUGAUGAGAGAGCGACAAGAAUUUCAUAACAUUGAAAACAUCAAAAGCGAUCGUUUUUAAAGAAUAAAUUGGGCUUGCUGUCAUGUCCUUUGACCAUCCGUGUUAACACAAGGGAACAACUCCAAAGUGUGAACUGGUAAUCAACCAUGUUGGAUGGGGCUCAUUUCGUUGAGGUAUUGUCUCGGUUGGGUUACCCACGGGCGGUUACUUUGAAAGGUUCGGAGUUCGACUGGCUAUUUGAUGCAGCACCGGAUAACUUGCAUCUUUUACGUGUCGUCUGCAAUCGACUGAACCGCAGCAAUGUUCUAACUCCAGAAGAAUUGCACGCAUACAAGGCCCUCCAGGAGUCCGGGAAACCCAUCUUUGAUGAGGCGACACUAGCAGAAUUGCUUAAGACUUGUUCAUCUGCGGAUGGAGAUUUAGGAUCACAGGGUUCUGUGCUGGGUGGAGGGGAUGAUGUGUUGGUUGAAGAUCUUGAGGCAGAACUUCAAGCUCUCCAGAAGGAGAAGCAACUAAAACAACGCAGACUAAAUAAGCUGCAGAUGCUGGCUACCAGCUGGGGUGCAAACUCCUCGGCAUCCCAAGCGCUACUGCGGGAAGGAGGGGAUAUGAUAAAGGAUGCCAGCUCUGCCUUGGCAGCUGAAAACGCAUGCACAAACUCUGCUGUAGAGAGCCUUUCAAAGGAAGUCACCAAGCUAGCUGGCCUUUUCCACACAGUUUCAGUCCCUCAGCCAGGGCCCCCAGUGCUCCUCUCUCAGUUGCCUUUAGAGCCCUUCCUUCAUCAACAGGAACAGUUCACCAAAGUGUUGGCUUCCUACACCCAGCGACAGUUCUUUCAGGGAAUCUCAGACAUGAUGGAGACUUCUACAUCAAAACACUGCCAGCUGACCAAUCUGAGCUGCUGCAGUGAGAGUGAGGAAGAAGAGGAUGCUGUGCUAAUAGAGCUUAGGAAGAAGGAGAUGGCACAACUGCAGUGGGCAUACAUAGUGGCACAGUACCAGCUGGUAAAGGAGAGGGCUGAGGAGCACGGAGACAAGACCGCCAAAGAGUGGCUCACCCAAAAACUGGUCAACAUUACAGAGCCUUUGUCCUAUUCACAGGCGAGUAGGCUUGAGACUGAUCUACGCUCGGAAGUCCUCUCAAUUCAGUCUGAUAUUCAGUCUCUAGUGUCAGACCCAGUCCGCUUUGCCUUACGAGAUUGUGCCCGCCUCCUUAAUAUCCCUGUGGUGCGUGGUGACCUCGCUCUUCAGUUAGCCAGGCAAAACUACUACACCUCCAGACAGACUGAAGUUCGUGACCAGCUUCUGUGUCAGAGGGCCUCAUUCGAACUUGUGCGUCUGGCCCAGGAUACCGAGCUUCUUAAAGGGAAGGGAGUGAUGGAGCAGCUUGAGGAAAUAGUGAAGAGGUUGGAAAAUGCAUCAGAAGCUGCUACUCAGAGAGAAAACACUCUGACACAACCCCACUUGACUCAGCCCCCACACCUUGGUCCUAGUGCCAAACAACAGGUCAUCAGCUCCAAGGACACAGCCUUUAGCAGGCUGCUGCAGAUUCUUGAAUUAGGAAAGGCCCCCAUGGAGCAAGAGGAUCCAUUUCAAACCUAUGGUAGACUGGAAGUUGCAGCCUCCAGUCUACAGGCAGAGCUCGCUACUAUACAAGAGGCCUUGGAUGGUGCAAGACGUGAACAGGCCUACACUGGCGCUCGUUUAGAACGUGACCGAGAUAUGCUUGACCAAGUGGCAUACUCGGACAUUGUGCAGCCUCUCCUAAGGCCGCAGGUAUGUGCUAUAGCCACACCUGCUCUGGAGCUCUGCCCUCACGCACAGGAGCUGACAAUAGUUCUGGAUCAGUUGGAGGUAAAGCAGAAGACACUUUACACACUUCUUCAGGAUAUAGUUGGAGACUUGAAAUCCAAACGAGCUAAGCUGGAUCGCAGUGCCACCUUAAGGAGAGAGAGGGAACUGUAUGUCUACUUCCAUUUGGACCCUAGGCUGCUCAGCAAAGCAGUAAAAGAUAUGGAAGCUCGAGCAGCAGUUAUGUAGAAUUGCAACUUAAACAGAUCCGCUUUAUCUGUUAACAUGUCCAUGGUGUAAAAAAGCUGACAUUAUAUGCAUAAUGUAACACAUGUUUUGCAAACUUGUAUAUGGCCUAAUGUUACUUCUGUGCUGUGAUUCUCCUGUCACCUUAAAGUAAUUUUAAGUGUUAAAUAUACAGUUUAAAUAUAUUUAACAUCUACUAAUUUCAAUUUAUUUGCAUUAGUGUCACACCGUGUAUAAAUUUGUUCUUGUA